GCAGUGCACCAGCGACCCGGGGCGACCUGGGGUGGGGGUGCGGUCAGCCCAAGGUCACUUGACCCAGUCAGUCUCCGGCCAACUCUGCAGCUCGGUCCAGCCCUGCCCUUGGGGAGCCGGGGAGGGGGGAGAGGCUUUUCUGGGGCUCCUUCAAAGAAGAACUUGUACUUUUCUGAGAACGACGCCCCCAGACCUUGGGGUGUGCCCUUCUCUGGCAAAGGGCGGAGGCCCUGGCUGUGUCUCCGCGUGCUUCCGCCGCAGGAUGCCGGCGUCCGCCCGCCUGGCGGGAGCGGGGCUGCUGCUGGCCUUUCUCGGCGCGCUCGGCUGCGCUGGGCGGGCCCCAGGUUUGAGCAUGGCAGAAGGAAACACUCUGAUAUCAGUGGAUUACGAAAUUUUUGGGAAGGUGCAAGGGGUGUUUUUCCGCAAGCAUACUCAGGCUGAGGGUAAAAAGCUGGGAUUGGUAGGCUGGGUCCAGAACACUGACCGGGGCACAGUGCAAGGACAAUUGCAAGGUCCCAUCUCCAAGGUGCGUCAUAUGCAGGAAUGGCUUGAAACAAGAGGAAGUCCCAAAUCACACAUCGACAAAGCAAACUUCAGCAAUGAAAAAGUCAUCUUAAAGUUGGAUUACUCAGACUUCCAAAUUGUAAAAUAAUGGCCUGAAUUUAAGUUUUCUAAGAUAAACUCAGUGGUUUGGUUUUUAUUGUUAAUAGAGAUAGAACUAUUGUGUGUUAAUAUUAGCAUUAGUCAGUAAGUUAUUUUAAUGUCAGAUUUUUGAAUGUUAUUAUAUAUUACCUGUAUGAUGGAAGGAUUACAACUGUACACUAAUCAAUAAAAACGUUAGAACCUUC
Molecule: messenger RNA, 848 nt
Organism: Symphalangus syndactylus (siamang)
Lineage: Eukaryota; Metazoa; Chordata; Mammalia; Primates; Hylobatidae
Gene: ACYP1
Product: acylphosphatase 1
Molecular function (GO): acylphosphatase activity
Source: RefSeq, a predicted model, not a curated record